This is a messenger RNA of Colius striatus (speckled mousebird), 8132 nucleotides long. It is a transcript of the gene PRRC2B, whose product is annotated as proline rich coiled-coil 2B. NCBI's taxonomy places the organism in Eukaryota, Metazoa, Chordata, Aves, Coliiformes, Coliidae. Bases 424 to 7164 code for a protein of 2246 amino acids. The transcript is spliced from 33 exons. The record is from RefSeq and is a predicted model, not a curated record. Gene Ontology annotation, biological process: cell differentiation.
GCCUGCAGCUUCCAUGGCCACAAAGGAGUAAAGGAACAGCCUCUACCUGAUCCCACAGCUCCAAGGAGCAACAAGGAACUACUUGAAUCUGCUCUCAUCUGGGAAACUGAGAGGAAGGGGAGAAAAUGUCAAAUAAGACCAGAGCUGAGAACACCCAGUCUCCUCUGCAGUAGAAAGGAACUGGAGUCGGUGGUUUUGUCCUGCCUUGGUGGGCACAAACCAGCUCCUGCCUCCUGGGACUAGAAAGCGUAUUCUCCCAUGGACAGGUUACUUCACAACUGCCCAUUGCUUGUUUCUUCUGCAGCAGAUGUUGUUAGCUGCUCCCUGAGAGAGAUGGAAAACUACAAGGACCGUGACAUGACCCAGUAAGGCAGAUCGGGAGCGGCGCAGAGAAAUUUCCUUACUAGAUGACAUUUCAUCGCAAUGUCCGAUCGUUUGGGGCAAAUAACCAAGGGAAAGGAUGGGAAAAGCAAGUACUCGACUCUCAGCCUGUUUGAUAAGUAUAAAGGAAAGUCAAUAGAAGCUAUCAGAACUACAGUUAUUCCUAGACAUGGCUUACAGAGUCUUGGGAAAGUUGCUGCUGCCCGGCGUAUGCCACCUCCUGCAAACUUGCCUAGCUUGAAGUCUGAGAACAAAGGAAACGACCCUAACAUCGUUAUAGUACCCAAGGACGGUACAGGAUGGGCAAACAAGCAGGAUCAGCCAGACCAAAAGAGUUCCAGUGCGACGGCUGCACAGCUGCAGGAGUCGCUGCCGCAGCAGGGUUUGCAGAAAUCUGUCUCCAAUUUACAGAAGCCGACACAGUCAAUCAGUCAGGAGAGUACAAAUUCAGUGCCAGGUGGACCAAAGUCAUGGGCACAGCUGAAUGGAAAGCCAGCAGGACAAGAAGGUGGUUCAAGGGCCUCAAGCCGACUGUUAUCCUUCUCUCCCGAGGAAUUUCCGACGCUGAAAGCAGCUGGCGAGCAGGACAAGGUUGGCAAAGAAAAGGGCGCCUUAGAUCCGUCGUAUGGGCCAGGACCAAGCCUCCGCCCCCAGAAUGUCACCAGUUGGAGGGAGGGCGGUGGGAGGAACAUAACCUCUGCCACAUCUCUGACCGCCUCCCCUGCUGAGCUGGGCAGCAAGACCCCCAGCAGUGGAGACGGAGCCCCCUCCUCAGUGAGCGCCAGCGAUCCGAAGGAGCCGUCUCUCCGCCCAGCUCAGCCUGUCCGCAAAGGGGCUUCGCAGUUCAUGGGAAAUGUCUACCAGCCACCUACAUACCAUGAUAUGCUACCUGCUUUUAUGUGUCCACAACAGCCAUCUGAGAGCCCUGCAUCACUGGAUCGAGGGUCUUUCCCCCUUCCUCAGCUUCGACUUGAGCCCCGAGUACCUUUCAGACAAUACCAGAUGAAUGACCAGGAUGGAAAGGAGAGCAGGCUUGGCCUGUCUCGCCCAACACGUCCAGUUCGGCAGCAAAUAGAGCGAGUGCCUCGGCCCACCAUUAUCAAUGCAGAGAACCUCAAGGGGCUGGAUGAACUAGACAAUGAUGCAGAUGAUGGAUGGGCAGGCAUUCACGAUGAAGUGGAUUACUCUGAGAAACUAAAAUUUAGUGAAGAUGAGGAAGAGGAAGAAACUCUUAAAGAGGGGCGACAGAAGUGGAACAACUGGGAUCCCAGAAGGCAGAGACAAUUGUCCCUGAGCUCUGCAGACAGUACAGAUGUCAAACACACCUCAGAGGAAGGAAAGAAUUGGAGUGACUCGGUUGGCUUGUCCCGGACAGUCCGGAAAGUGCCAGAUUCACAACAGCCUCCACGGAAGGUGAAUGGCUGGAGUUCUUCAUCUGAAUACCAGAAGCCAGCACUAGGAAAUAUUCUCAGACAGCAGUCCCUUGAAGAUAAAGAAGAAAAGGUGCCAAUGAGGCAGAAGUUUGUGCACUCUGAGAUCUCAGAGGCUGUUGAGAGAGCCAGGAGGCGACGGGAGGAGGAGGAGCGGCGAGCCAGGGAGGAGCGUCUGGCAGCCUGUGCUGCGAAGCUGAAGCAACUUGAUCAGAAAUGCAAACUGGCUCAGAAGAGUGGGGAGACUCAGAAACACACUGAGAAUGAAGACCUCCGACCCCCAAGCACAGAGAAGAAUGCUGUGCAAGAGAAUGGUCAUGCUUUACGUAGAGCAACCCCAGAGUUUCACACACAGGAUGUCUCUGUUGGAUAUCUGGAAGAGGAGACUCCUGCCCCAGCAGCAGCAGCCCAAAGCAGCAGUGAGGAGGAGCUCAGAGAAGCUCCCUCCCCAGCACAGGAAUUCAGCAAAUACCAGAAGUCUCUUCCCCCACGAUUCCAGAGGCAGCAGCAGCAACAGCAGCAGGAGCAGCUGUACAAGAUGCAGCACUGGCAGCAGCAGCAAGUCUAUCCUCCCCCAUCCCAUUCCCACCCCCAACGGACGUUCUACCCACCACACCCCCAGAUGCUUGGCUUUGAUCCUCGCUGGAUGAUGAUGCCCUCCUACAUGGACCCUCGCAUGGCCCAGAGUCGCACGCCUGUGGAUUUCUACCCUUCAGCCCUUCAUCCUUCAGGAAUUAUGAAGCCCAUGAUUCAGCAGGACUCCAUCAGUGGGAGCAGCUGUCGGCCUGAAGAUCAGAACUGUCAGGUGGGACAGGCAGAAAGGAAAACUGCUCCCUUGGACCCUGUGCCAGUGUGGGGCCAGGAGAGCUACACAACUCUGCAGAGCAAAGGCUACUCCCUGUCACAUCAAAAACAGGCUGACACCAUGACCAUGGAGGGGCUGCAUGCCAGGAAUGGCAGUUACUCUGCUUCUCCUGGAAGGCCAGAGAGUCUGAGCCAGCGAGAUCUCUUUGAGGAGAGAGGGGAGGAGUACCUGAACACUUUUGACAAGAAGGCCCAAGCAGACUUUGACAACUGCUUGUCCUCUCAGAGAAUAGGCCAAGAUCUCUUGUUUCAGCAUCAGGAGACUGUGCAGGAAACCAAUCCUGCUGGCAGCCGCCAUGCAAACUUGAGGUGUUCACCCCUAGAGCCUGAUUUUAUCCAAGCAGAGAAGAAGCCUGAGUAUAACGGCUGGGAUAUCAGCCACCAUCAGAAACCUGCUGAGACUGCAGUGGCAGUUGCAGAAGAAGUACCCAGGGAUGAGCAGUCAUUCAGUGCUGACCCAUGGAAGAAAGAAGGAGCUAAUGCCAAACAGCCCACUGAAGAAACAACAGAGUGGGCUCCUGAGAACCGGAACACCAGUGGCCAACAGCAGGAGCAAAUGGGUAGAACACGGCGGUCAGGCCCGAUUAAAAAACCAGUCCUGAAAGCCCUCAAGGUGGAAGAGAAGGAGAAGGAGAUGGAGAAGGUUAAAUUGGAGGGAGAGGACACCUCACGCCCAGUGAAGGAGAAGGCAGCUGUUCAGAAAGCAGAAAAUGAGUCAGACGAUUCUGCGGCCUUACUGAACUCCACGCGUUACCUGCUGGAUGACAAGGGCUCUUCCCAAGCCAGCCUUGCCCGAGAGGCUGAGAAAUCCCAGGAGGAAGAAGAGGAGGAAGAGGAAGAAGAGAAGCCAGAAAGAGCCUGGGAGAACAAACUGUCCAGAGAGUCUGGUGAUCUCCCUCCCACAAAAAGAAACAACUGGAUCUUCAUCGAUGAGGAACAAGCCUUUGGAGGGAGAGGUCAAGGGCGUGGGCGAGGGAGAGGCUUCAGAGAGUUCACUUUCAGAGGCCGAGGCACUGUUGUGGGCAGCCGGGGAGUCUAUAACAACCAGCGGAGCAGCCGAGGCCGAGGGCUUCGGGAGUUCAACCAGGCAGAGGAUUUCCCCAGGGGCAAGCCCAGGCGGCGCAUCGCGAGCGAGACGCACAGCGAAGGGUCAGAGUACGAGGAGCUCCCCAAGCGUCGCCGGCAGAGGGGCUCGGAGAACAGCAACGAAGGCUCUGUGCUGGACAGGGAGGAGAGCGAUUUGAAAAAGGGAGACUACAAAGAGUCUUGGAGGUCCAACAAAAUCUAUUCAGAUGAUCACAGUAGCCUGGAUCCUAAGAUGAGAGCUCCGAGAGCUUUUGGGAGGUCACUGCCACCAAGACUGAGCAACUCUGGCUAUGGGCGAAGGGGUUUCAUGAGUAAGGAGCCCACCCAGUGGCAAGGCAGGAGUGGGGGAGCAGGGUGGCAGGAGUACAGCCACACCUCUCCAUCCGACACCUUUGGGAGCAGGCAGCAGUCUGACAGAGACUACAUUCAGGAUUCUUACAAGCACGUGGAUUCCUUCUCCGGCCGUGUAUUUGACGAGAGUCAUCUGGAUGACAAAAGGCACUUUUUCCAGGAGGAUUACUCAGCGGAUCAGGAGAACAUCGAGAACAGGCCGUUCAGGAGGCGGCGGCCCCCACGCCAAGACAAGCCCCCGCGGUUCAGACGCCUCCGGCAAGAGAGGGAAUCAGUUGGCCAGUGGAACCCGGAGGAGGGAGGCCCCAACCUGCUGCCCAGCCAGUGGCCUGGAAGAUCCAAGCUGAGCAGUGCAGAGAAGAGCAGCAUCUCGGGUAGACGAUCUCCUGAGCUGUCCUAUCAGAACUCAUCAGACCACGCCAAUGAGGAGUGGGAGACAGCUUCCGAAAGCAGCGACUUCAGCGAGCGGCGGGAGAGGCGAGAUGGAGUUUCGGAGAGCGAAGGCCAGCUGGAUGGUGGCCUGGGGAGUGGGAACCUGGGAGAGAAGAGGGAGCUAGCAAAGAGGAGCUUCUCAAGCCAAAGGCCUCUUGUCGACAGGCAGAGCCGCAAAGCCGAGCCAGCGGGGUUUGUGGAGCAGUCUGUCAGGACUGGUGUAGGAGCAGCUUCCAGAUACGAGAGCCAGCAGAACGGGACACUGAUGAAAAGCAAAAGGUGUCCAGAAGAAGGAGGUGGCCUUGGGAACAGCAGUGGUGGGAGCAGCCACUCCAUUUACAGCUUGGAUAGGGCCUCUCAUACAAACUCCGAGAGUACUGAGGGGCCAGGGAAAAAGCCAGAGAAGGAGCUCAAAUCCACUGCACAAAGAGGAAGUGAGAAGGGAGAGGCCUUGUCACAGUUCGAACUGAGUUACGGAAGUACCAUCAUUGAUAAUCGGGUGUCAAACGCAGCAGAAGAGAAUGAAGUCGGUUCUAUGGCAGGUGAAGGCUUCAUUGAGGUUCUUACUAAAAAGCAGCGUCGUUUGUUGGAAGAGGAGCGAAGGAAGAAGGAACAGGCUGCUCAGGCACCAGCCAAGGCCCGCGUCCUUCAGUCUCGCAUUCCUCCUCGGUUUGCAAAGAAGCAGAACAGCUUGUGCUUGGAGCAAAGUGAUGUAACGGUUUCUGGAAGCAGCCUGGGCACAGAGAUCUGGGAGAGCAACAGCCCAGCUCUUUCCGUUCAGUCUCCUGGCAGUGAUUCCUGGAGCAAACCUGUAAAUACCUUUAAUGGUACUGAAUCUAGCACCACUGAGCAGGGUUUUAAAGGCAGCCAGGGGGAUAGUGGCAUUGACUUGAGCGCGGAGUCUCGGGAAUCCUCCGCUACCUCCUCCCAGCGCAGUUCUCCAUAUGGCACCCUCAAACCAGAGGAGAUGAAUGGGGCUGGCCUGGUGGACCCAAAGCCUGACUGCCAGAAGGAGCAAGUACAGAAGCAAUCUGAUAAAAAGGAUUCAGAUCAAGGCUCAGGACAGAACAAGGAACACAAGCCUGGACCAAUCGGCAACGAACGCUCCCUGAAAAACAGAAAGGGUUCGGAGGGAACGGAACGGCUGGAAGGGAAUAUUCCCCCUGUUAAUGGGGUGGAAAUUCACGUGGAUUCUGUACUUCCUGUGCCACCCAUUGAAUUUGGAGUAAAUCCUAAAGACUCUGACUUCAGCUUGCCACCUGGUUCUGCCUCUGGCACUGCAGCAAACCCUGUCACCAAAUUGCAGGAUGCCUUGGCCAGUAAUGCAGGGUUAACGCAGUCCAUUCCCAUUCUGCGGAGAGAUCAUCACCUCCAGCGCUGCAUUGGCCUCAACCCAAUGUCCUUCCCCACUGCAGAUCUCACUCUUAAGAUGGAGUCUGCUCGUAAAGCUUGGGAAAACUCUCCUAGUUUACCAGAACAGAACUCCCCAGGAGGUGCAGGCUCAGGCAUCCAGCCUCCUUCCAGUGUUGGAGCUUCCAAUGGUGUCAACUACAGCUCUUUUGGUGGAGUUUCUAUGCCUCCUAUGCCUGUGGCGUCCGUAGCACCUUCUGCAUCUAUUCCAGGUAACCAUAUUCCACCUCUGUAUCUGGAUGGCCAUGUGUUUGCAAGUCAACCCCGCCUGGUUCCUCAGACGAUACCUCAGCAGCAGAGCUACCAACAGGCUGCUGCUGCUCAACAGAUUCCCAUUUCCCUCCACACAUCCUUACAGGCCCAAGCUCAGCUUGGGCUGAGGGGUGGUCUGCCUGUUUCCCAGUCCCAGGAGAUGUACAGCUCCAUACAGCCCUUCAGGUCUCAAGUGUAUAUGCACCCCAGUCUGUCUCAGCCCAGCACCAUGGUCCUGACAGGAGGCACUGCUCUGAAGCCUCCGUAUUCAGCCUUCCCAGGCAUGCAGCCCUUGGAGGUGGUGAAAACCCAGUCUGGGUCUCCCUAUCAGCCCAUGAAUGGAAGCCAGGCACUGGUUUAUGAAGGCCAGAUAAACCAGGCAGCUGGUCUAGGAGCCUCCCAGAUGAUGGACUCUCAGCUCACACAGUUAACAAUGCCUGUGCCUGGCUCCCAGCUUCCUCUGCCCCGCUAUGGCUCUGGCCAGCAGCCCCUGAUCCUCCCACAGUCCAUCCAGCUUCCUCAGGGGCAAAACCUGCCUGUAGGAGCUCCUCGAAGAAUCCUUCCUCCUGGAUCCCAGCCUUCUGUUCUUGCUACCAGCAGGGAGUCCUCCCAAAUGGAAAUGAAAGGGUUUCAUUUCUCUGAUGGUAAACAGAACAUGUCUUCUGGAGGCUCUGUACCAUCCCCACAUGCAUACAGAAUUUACUCCAUGAAUGUUGUCGACUCUUCGAUUUCCAGGCCUAGCUCUGCCAGCCCAAGCGGGAAACCGUCGGCACCAGCAGUUAGUAUGGGCUCUGUGCAAGGACACUAUGUACAGCAGGCAAAGCAGCGGGUGGAUGAAAAUAAAGCCAAUCUGGGAGCAGUAAAGCUGCAAGAAACAGCCUCCACAAACCCGAUGAAGCCAGUGCGCACAGGAGCCAUUAAACCUCAGGCAGUCAAAGUGGAGGAAAGCAAGGCCUAGGAGCAGCUCUGAUGCUCAGCUGGUCCUGCUGCCUGAGAGGCCCUGCAGCUUGGACUGGACCCCACUGGAUCUCCUGAAAUAAAAUCUUUACCAGAUCUACUCCCCGCCUCACAUUGACUGACUACAGCGACAUCAUCCAAGCUCCUCUCUCAACAAAGCAGUUUGAAACAGUGGAUAUGACAUUGACUUGCUUGCUUUAAAACAAACCAACCAUGUGACUUUGCAGUGGCUCGAGCCAUUUUUUAUUUUAUUGUUCCCCUCCCCGUGCCCCAUCCACAGGUAGCUGUGACCGUUCACUUGGCAAAGCCCGUCCUUCUCCUUUCCUACUUCUGUCUCAGCAGAGUGGCACCUGGGGGAGAGGGGUUAGUUUGAGGUUUUUCAUUUUAAAAGGCAGCUGAGGUUUUUACAAAACAAAGAAAAAAAGAAAAAAGCUCUAUCUUUGUUUAUAGCAGAACUUUUCUAUGUUUUCUCAUUUCCCUUUCUUUCUGCUUUCCUCAUUUCUUCCAGAAAACGAUUCCCUUCAGCUAAAACUACGUUCUGACAAAACUCUGCUUAGUUUUAUAUACAGUUCUGUGCUAUGUUGAGAAGCAUCACUUUUAAAUUGAAUUUGUUUGGGUAUAUUUUCCCCAAAUGAUUUAGCCUUUCAAAUUAUUUAAUUUAAAAAUCCAAAACAGAACAGUGAAGACAUUCAUUAAUUGUUCAGUGGUUUUGUUUUAAGCUAGAAGCAGUGCUUGCAUUAGAAGUAAAUGUGUACUUAAAAGUAUAUAGUAGAUCAGUGCAUUAAUCUUGAAACUUGCACCACUUUAACUGUAGCUUUGAGGUGCCUCAUGCACAACAAAAUGUGGCAUUUUUUUUUGUUUAAAGGAAAAAAAAAACCAAACAACCCAGCCCAAGUUUCUGUUGGAAGCUCAUCUGGAUCUAAAGGUUUUCUUGUGAGUUUGGGAUUUUUUCAGUGACUGCCAAACACA